Molecule: messenger RNA, 126 nt
Organism: Acaulospora colombiana
Lineage: Eukaryota; Fungi; Glomeromycota; Glomeromycetes; Diversisporales; Acaulosporaceae
Source: the annotation of a GenBank genome assembly
AUGCGUGGCUCAUUGUGGCAAGUGGACUUCAAUUGGUAUUGGUUCGCAUCCCUUCAACCCGCCUAUCCAUCCGACUGUCAUGCUAAGUUACUGAUGGCGGCGGCGGCGGCAAAGAUCUACACGUAG